This is a messenger RNA of Fomitiporia mediterranea MF3/22, 2797 nucleotides long. RefSeq lists its product as uncharacterized. The transcript is spliced from 18 exons. Gene Ontology annotation, molecular function: ATP binding; ATP hydrolysis activity. The record is from RefSeq and is a predicted model, not a curated record. Gene Ontology annotation, biological process: mitochondrial respiratory chain complex III assembly; protein insertion into mitochondrial inner membrane from matrix. Gene Ontology annotation, cellular component: mitochondrial inner membrane. Lineage: Eukaryota; Fungi; Basidiomycota; Agaricomycetes; Hymenochaetales; Hymenochaetaceae. The coding region runs from base 279 to 2369 and encodes 696 amino acids.
GUGUAGCACGCAUCUUGCCCUAGGAUUUCCUAAACGGAUUUGACCGCUGCCGCAGUGGUGCAUUUCGUGCCCGCAGCGUUGUUUGGUUAGAAGGUUUGGUCCAGCACGAGGCUUCGCUUACUUGGCUAACCUGACCACACCUGUCAUCUCCGAGUUCGCGUACUUGCCGAUCUACUGUGUUUACAUAUAAAGCCUCUUCUCCGCCUCUUCUUCCCGUUUCUCCUCUUCCGUCUUGCCUCCUCUGUCUGACUGGACUGGACUCAGUUGGCAUUCCCAUCAUGGAUCUACUCAAGACAGUGCUGUCUCCACUCGGAAUGAACUCGAACAACAUUCAGGACACUCUUAAAUGGGUUGUCAUCGGCGGAACAGUGGAAACGGCGCGUCGGGUAUCAAAGUCGGCAUGGAAUGGAUUUGUCGAUUCGUUCUUCUUGACGGCGCACUUUAGCCAAGAAGACUAUCCCUAUGACUGGUUGAUGCACUGGCUGUCGAAGCAACCUGCUUGGGGCCAGAGUCGCGAGUUUGAGAUUACGACUCGUAGCGUCGGACGCGCCAGUCUCACGCAGGCCACAACAGGCGACCUCGAAGAGGAGGACCUCGGAGACGACGAUGAAGAUGAGCUCGUCCAUGGCCGGCGCAGGAGGAAGGUCGCAUUCAUGCCCAGCCUCGGCACAACACAUACCAUCUAUUAUCGUGGGCAUUGGCUACGAGUAACCCGUACCAAGAAGUCUCAUGGCUAUCAUGCCUAUGCCGAAAUUGCCGUCAGCGUCAUUGCGCGUAACAAUAGCAUUCUCAAGAAGCUUGUACUCGAGGCGAAGAGAGAAUACGAGAAGGAUGCUGAGCAUCGAGUGCACAUUUUCAUGGCCGAUUCGUAUGGCAGCUGGCGUUGGAACGGAGCUCGCCAAAAACGUCCGAUGAGCUCCAUUGUUCUUGAGCCUGGUGUCAAGGACAUGCUUCUGGCAGACUGUCGCGACUUCUUACGCUCCGAAGAGUGGUACGCGGAAAGAGGUAUCCCAUUCCGCCGAGGAUAUCUCCUUCAUGGUGUCCCUGGCAGCGGGAAAACUUCGCUUAUUCACUCGCUCGCCGGAGAGCUCGGACUGGACAUCUAUGUCGUCAGCCUUUCGUCGAAAGGAAUGAGUGACAACACGCUAGCCACAUUGAUGGGAGGGGUACCAUCAAGGUGUAUCCUUCUUUUGGAGGACCUAGAUGCAGCAUUUACAAGGUCGGUUUCUCGUGACGAGAAAUCAACUGGUACUCCGAAGGACUCUGCUUCGGAAAGCGGAUCGUCAAAGAGCAGUAGUUCCUCAGAAGGCUCAACACUCAGUUUGAGCGGAUUGUUGAAUGCUCUCGAUGGCGUCGCUGCGGCGGAGGGCAGGUUGCUUUUCGCUACGACGAAUCACAUUGAGCGGCUUGAUCCGGCAUUGAGUCGGCCGGGGCGUAUGGAUGUGUGGGUGAACUUCACAAAUGCGACCAAAUGGCAGGCAGAGGGUAUUUUCAAAUGUUUCUUCCCUUCGCGUACAGCCAAAGAGAAGGCGGAUGAGGAGUCAGGCGCGAGUGAGAAUAGCAAAACAGGAGCUGACGCAAACGCAAGCGCCAACGCCGGAACGCGGAACGUGCCAGGUAUGAAGCGGAAGACGACCGCACAUGCAGUGCCCGUCCUUGAACAGGAAGAGAUCAACGAGCUUGCGAAGCGCUUUGCAGAGCAGAUCCCGGAAGGCGAGAUGAGCGUUGCAAGUCUUCAGGGUUAUCUCCUCAAGAACAAGACCCGUCCUCGUGAGUGUGUCGAUGAAGUCACCGAAUGGAUAAUCAAGGAACGCGAGACGAAGGCGAAGCUCAAGAAGGAAAAAGAGGAGAAAGAAGCCAAGGAAGCACUCGAAGCCGAAGAAAAGUCAGCAAGAGAACGAGCAGCCAAAGAAAAAACUGACAAGGAUGAAAAAACCGAAAAAUCCAGCAAGAAGGAUUCCACGAAGUCGUCUAGAUCUGAGCGUCGGUCGAGUGAGAAGACAACAUCAUCGUCAACGACAGAGUCAGGCGAGACUACAUCUGCGUCUAAUCCUCCGUCAUCAACUUCGACGUCUUCAUCUUGCGACUCGUCUCCGAGUGUAUCAGAUUACGAAGGCUCAGGCAUGGAUGCCGAUACAGAAUAUAGCAUGACAACCGAUGAAGAAGUCGACAAGCUCGUUGACGCUGCAACAACCACUGAAACUGCCGACUCGCAAAACUCAAAGAAAUGGGUCAACAUCAAGGGUAAGACCCCGUCCGCAGACACACAAGCUGAGGCAACACCAGCCGAUUCUACCGCGGAUAACACGACCGAAACGAAUACAACUGCAAAUACGACUACAACUACGGAAGCAACGUCGUCAAAUUAAGAAUUUACAUGUUUACCAAGGCAUUCGCCACGACGAGACAUGAAUCCACGUCGUCGAACGCGUGUACACUCUCGUCGCUGACUUUUGAAAAGUGUUCAAGAUCGCAUCUAAUUAAAUUAUAGGGCCAACUUUCAGCCAUUCUUGGUUCGCUGUACCUCAGCUACCUCUUAACGUUGACGUUCUACGUCCGCGUAGAAUGGCAAUCCAAUGGUUGGCCUGCAAUAUAGAGUUCAUACUGUCCCGCUCGUUACCUGGUUAUCGCAGUUCGUACUAUUGUCUGUACACCGCACAUCACACGCAUGUUGUUUUUGUUCUGUUUCCUAGCUCCUGGCCUCAAUUGACUGCACAUCCCCUGUUCCCUGUCUCCUGCAAUACUGUUUUCUUCUUUGUACAUAUUAGAAUGUUGAAUAAACCUGUCUCCCUGUCCC